This is a messenger RNA of Lolium rigidum, 3357 nucleotides long. RefSeq lists its product as uncharacterized. Gene Ontology annotation, molecular function: double-stranded DNA binding. Gene Ontology annotation, biological process: regulation of DNA-templated transcription; chloroplast organization. The record is from RefSeq and is a predicted model, not a curated record. Gene Ontology annotation, cellular component: chloroplast. NCBI's taxonomy places the organism in Eukaryota, Viridiplantae, Streptophyta, Magnoliopsida, Poales, Poaceae. Bases 1 to 1140 code for a protein of 379 amino acids. The transcript has 2 exons.
AUGCUCCUCCUGCGAAGCUGCGUCCUCACCCAUCUCCUCUCUUCUCACCCCGCCGCCUCUCCUCUCCACCGACUGCUCUCAGCGGCUGCCUCCCCAAGCUCUGCGUUCGCCGUCGAGCAGUACCUCGUCGACACCUGCGGCCUUACCCGAGCGCAAGCCCUCAAGGCCUCCACAAAGCUCUCCCACCUCAAGUCCCCCACUAAUCCCGACGCUGUCCGUGCGUGCCUCGCCGGCCUCGGCCUCUCCAGCGCUGACAUCGCCGCCCUCGUCGACAAGGAUCCCGAGUUCCUCUGCGCCGGCGUGGAAAGAAACCUGGCACCCACCGUUGUCGACCUCACCGGCCUCGGUCUGUCCCAUUCCCAGAUUGCCCGCCUCGUCUCGCUCGCCCCCGCCAAAAUCCGCCGCAGAUCCGUCGUUUCCAGGACGCACUACUACCUGUCCUUGUUCGGCUCCUCCCAGAGCUUCCUCCACGCGAUCAAGCGCUGCCCUCCACUCCUCUCGGCUGACCUCGAGAAUGCAGUGAAGCCCAAUGUCGCGUUCCUGCAGGGGUGCGGGCUAGGAGCUUGCGAUAUUUCCAACACGUGUCUCGCUAGGCCGAGCAUGCUCCUCACCAACCCGGAGCGUCUCAAGGCGAUGGUGGCCAAUGCGGAAAGUCUAGGUGUGCCACGUGGCUCUGGAAUGUUCAGGCUCCUGCUGCGUGGUGGCGGGCUUCUGAGCGAGGAGAAUUUUGCAGGCAGAAUGGAGAAUUUGAAGAACACCUUCAGGUGGUCCGAUGCUGAGCUCAUCACCGCCGUGUCCAAGAAUCCGAUGGUGCUCAAGAGGUCUAAGGAGACGCUGGAGAGCAGCUCAAAGUUGCUCAUCGAUGAGAUCGGGUUGGAACCGGCAUACGUUGCUCGUCGGCCGUCAAUGCUCAAUUACAGCCUGGAGGGCCGGAUCAGACCCCGGUACCACGUUUUGAAGUUUCUUAAGGGAACCGGAUUGCUAGAUCGUGACCGGGACUACUAUUCUGCAUUCAAGGUGACCGAGAAGGUAUUCGUGGACAAGUACAUAUGCCCUCACAGUGAAGUUGCGCCGCACCUUGUUGAAGACUAUGCCGCCGCUUGCAGAGGGGAAGUGCCAACUAAUUUUAGAUUUGCUUGAACCAAAGACAGGCUAUGAGAAUUGGUAACUGUGUGUUGGUUGUCUGCUGUUACAUGCCUGUUUGAUGCUGGUUUGGUCAUUGCUAGCGUGGGAUGAAACUGAUAAUUUUAUUCCUAAAUACUGACAUGUUAACGGCAUUAUUCAGUAGAGAAUAAACCAUGGCUUGGGUGUGAACUUGUUUGUCCUACUGCAGGUUUUAAGCACACACAUUGGAUCUAAGAAAUUGUGAGACCAGACCAUUCUCCAACACAUUAAAUUUUCUACCUUCAGUUUAGUGCAUUCAGACAAUAAGCCAAGUGUCUAUGGCAAGAAUAAGCGUUGGCGUACAGACAAAUCUUUCAGUUUCUGGUCGAGUACUUGAAGGACUCAGAUGGAUCAGUUGUUGGUGAUCGGCAAGCUGAUUGGUCCGUACCUCUGCCACCACUUCUAGUUCCCAUUUCCACCAGUCAGUUUCUCCCUUUCUUUGACCAUAUUUGGUAGUACUAUUAUGAUAUAUCUUUUUCUACACCAUGGCGAAGAAUUAGGAAAUAAGUGUUGUAUGGCUGUAGCUACUGAUUACCUUUUAGUCUGAUUAUAGUUUUCUAUAAUUUAGGCAAUGUUCAUCAGUGCUUGAGAUGCUAUAAUUGAAGGCAUGCCAGUUGGUUUGACAAGAGUUUUAGAAAACUUUGUAUACAAUUACAUAAAACAGAAGUAGGAAAUAAUACACCCAUAUCCAAAUGAAUCUAUCUUCUACCGUAAAGAGUAAAUGAAUAUAUAUUCUACUAUAAACAGUAUGCAAACUUGCGUACAUGUCUGAUAUGCAAAGUUUCUUGAUACAAUCGUUAGAAUCACUCAGAAUAUGGUGAAAAUGGUGAGCAUGGCAUUGGGGUUAUAAAAGAAACUCUUGCGGAGGUCUGGUGGUAUCUUUCUGUCAUUUCCCAUCUGAAACAUUUAUCUGCUAAACCAAAAGAGUCAAAACUGAUGUGUUGCUAAUCGGAAGAGCGAAGAAAAUGUAGAAAGCUAAGAGACCAUGCUAAUUCUAUCUAAUGGACAAACAUCAAAUGAAUCAUCUGUGAUAGUGGAACAUCAGUCACAUACAUCAAAUGGCAAUUGAUUGUAGUUAACCGCUCGAUUAGAUGUUAUCAUAGCUGGUUCAGAAACCUUAUGUGAUUCUUGUUGAUCCUCUUUCUCAAAGCUGUUUACUCCUGCUCAUGGUGACAUCUUCUUCUCCGGUGAUGCGUCUCUCGUUGCCUCCUCCAGUCAUGCUCUAAUACAAAAUCUUUGGCCAGGCUCGAUUACACAACACAAUCUCAUGGGCAUUUUUGGCACUCACACAAACAUGGAAGAACACACCAAUACACAAAGGGCGAUGUUUUGGGACGCAUUAACCAUGCGUAUUUUCUGUUUUUUUUGUUAUUUUAUUCAACCUCAAAAUAUUUGCGGACUACAAGGCGAUGACCCGCUUCAUCAAAAGAAAGGUAAGCAUAACUCGUCAUCAACGUGAACAAGCACGCUUCUGGCCACAUACAGACGCGUGCACAUGCACGUUCCUUAUUUGCAAUUUGAAAAUAAACAGUAGAGAAACACAUACGACAGAAAUUUUACCAUAAACAUUGAUCAGAUGGAGAUGCUGUUGGGGAUGCCCUUGGCCGUGAUCCCGGUGGCGCUCUCGCCAUCAAUGUCAGAGGUGUUGGGAUAGAGCAGCAUGUAGGGGAACUGUGCUGGCCCAUUCCUGUUCUUGAGAUUCUCAUCCUUGUUCCUACUUAUGAUACUCUUUUCAAUGUCGAUCAGGCUUUUGCUGAACUUGUCGAACACCUUCUUUGCCCUGUCAUCUGAUGUCCACUGUGGUUCAUCGCGCUGCCCAAGGUACACCUCGUCGGAGGAGUGGUUGGACAGAACCUCAAUCACAGACACUCCAAUGAUGCUCUGAAGCUGGCUCGUGAUGGUGUGGAUGAAGGCCAUGUCCGGAUUAGUCUCCACCUCCUGGUACUCCUUGGUUCCCGGCUCCGGCAUUGGCCGCCGGCUCACUGUUGGGCGGUUAGGGAGGUAGCCAGCGUAGGAGUACUGGCCAAAGUUGACGGCCGCGUGCAGCGCGGAGGCGAUCCAGAUGAUGGUGGCACAGGACCUGACAAGCUCCUGCACUGUUGUCAUUUUGGGCCACCAGGGCUGGUCCUUGAUGUCGCCAUGGCCGACCUCACGCACCUCCUUCCACCAGGCCUGCAGCUCGGCAUCGUCUUG